AUGACCCACCAAAGCUUAAGCUACAGUGGAUUGGACGAAAUUGACACCGGGCUCCAACGCCCACAAAGCACUCCGAUCCAAUUCAAGAACGGAUCAACGAAAAGACAGGGAGAACUGAGAACACGGAUCCCGCCGUCGAACCAUUCGAUCCCCGAAAAUCAAAAUCCAUCCGCCACGAGGACCUUCCAUCAAGUGGGAUUCGAUAACUCAACAAAACAAGCUCGGAGGCAUGAUCUUCGCGGUCCCGUCAAUAUCGAUCCCCAAAGGGAAGACCUAGGGAUCCCGAAUGAAACCGGAGCGUUUCAGAAUUAUAUCGAGAGGAACGAUGCCGAGCUCAUAAGGAUACAUGCGAUCGUGCAUAUGGCAACAAGCUCUGCCCCAUAUAUCUACAUGGACAUCGAGGAAACCAGAAGGACUCCAUUUACAAACAGAAUCGCCAGCGUCAGGCUGCAUCACGUCGGGAAGUUAAAAUUACCCGAAUAUGCAGGAAACACAGACCCAAAGGCCCACGUACGAGCCUUCUGUUUGGAAAUAUCGAGAGCACACCUCACCGACGACGAAAAAGAGGCCGUCUUCAUAGAGACAAGAGUUACCGAAGCAGAUCUUUGGAAUCUCAAGCAAGCACCUUUCGAGCCGUUGAGAGUGUACAUAAACAAGUUCCGAGAAAUCAAGGCCAAGAUUUCGCAUCCGAACGAGGUCGUCGCCCUAGCAGCAUUGAAGAAUGGCGCCUGGUGCUCAUCCAAAUUCAGAGAAGAACUAGCAGUACGGGCACCUAUCUCGUUGGAUGACGCCCUACACCGAGCCUCUUACUUCGCCACCCAUGAAGAGGAGGUCGCAGCCUUAAAAGAACAGUAUAGCGCGAACAAGAAUAAUGCGGCUAAAAAGCCUACUGCUCCUAAGGAGCCGGCUACCAAAGGACAACAUUCCUAUGCAAUAAACAACUCACCGCAAAAGUCUUCGACAUACGACCUCAGCAAAUAUUGUACCUUCCAUGACCGCAAAGGCCAUUCGACCGAAGAAUGUCGAGCCGCGCUUUGCAGUCAGAACGAAAAUAAGAAAACCACUGAAGAAACCGGAGAGGAAGAGGAAGAGCCAGUAACUCCAAAUUCCAGCCGAAAAAUCAAAGCCUCGACAAACAAAAGAGGCAGGGAGACCGAGCAGAAAUCACCGAGCUCCCCACCCCCAGCUCUGAAGAAAAGAGUCGACAUGAUUUCGUGGGACAUCACGCAACCGACGAAAUCAGGAGUCAGACCGAAGGGAAGAUACACUUCGAGAUCACGGUAG
This is a messenger RNA of Brassica napus (rape), 1284 nucleotides long. RefSeq lists its product as uncharacterized. The coding region runs from base 1 to 1284 and encodes 427 amino acids. The transcript is spliced from 2 exons. The record is from RefSeq and is a predicted model, not a curated record. Lineage: Eukaryota; Viridiplantae; Streptophyta; Magnoliopsida; Brassicales; Brassicaceae.